Molecule: messenger RNA, 1279 nt
Organism: Drosophila teissieri
Lineage: Eukaryota; Metazoa; Arthropoda; Insecta; Diptera; Drosophilidae
Exons: 3
Coding region: 1-1158 (385 amino acids)
Biological process (GO): negative regulation of cell population proliferation; negative regulation of cell cycle; regulation of transcription by RNA polymerase II
Cellular component (GO): histone methyltransferase complex; nucleus; chromatin
Molecular function (GO): transcription cis-regulatory region binding; chromatin binding; Y-form DNA binding
Source: RefSeq, a predicted model, not a curated record
AUGCUAAUUGGUAAUCCAUACCCGCCGAAUCGGAAUGCGAAUGUGAAUGUAAAUGCGGAUGCGGAUGCGGAUCCAGAUGCGGAGGGAGCGAGAAGUAUUCUCCGCGAUUCUGAGGUUUUUGCCAAUUUGUUGCGCUUCUACGACGGCAUCUGCCAGUGGGAGGAGGAUAGCUUGACUCCCAUUCUGCAUAUUGGUUGGGCUAAGCCCUUGGUGAAUAAUAUCACCAAGUUCGAUUACGACAUUCGGUCCCAGGUGGUCAUCAAAUUGCCCGAGGAUCUGGAGGCGGAGCAGGCGAAGGCGGAACUCGCGAGGGCGGAGCAGGAAGCCAAGGAGGCUAAGGAUAAGGAGUCGAAGGAAGCUGCAGGAUCGGAGGCUUUGGAAGGCAAUAACAACAGGCUUGUCGCAAAGGAAGAGAAAUCCAAAAAUUCGGAGCUACCGACUACCUUGGCCGAUUUGACAGCUGCCUGCGGCGAGAAGAUUCUCAAUCCGGACUUCCUGCUCCAGGGCGGAGGACAGCCGUUCGCCGAUCAGAAGCAACAGCCUUCUGGCGGCGAAUCCGAAAAUGCAGAGCUCCACAAUAACAACAAUAACAGCAACAGCAAUAACAACAACCACCAUUCGGACAAAAAGGAGGCCGCAGCCACCGCAACUACGGCAACUACCACAAGCAAUGGCAGCGGCACCUCUGGCCAGUUGCCCGCUUCUGGUGAAGCACAAUCCCAAGUUCAACUAAAUGAGCAAAAGGGAAAACCACAGCACAAAGAAGCUAAAAAAGAGGAGACAAGCGACGACUACGAUCCCUUCGAGAUAAUGCUCAAGCGGCCGGUCAUCACCUUGUACAGCCAAAAGAUGAAGGGCCUGAAGGAUCUGCUGCUGGCCGAGAAGCUCAACACUCACGCCAUCUCCCUCCAAGUCACCGCCCAGUCAGUGGCCUCGCGAAAGGUUCGGGGAGUGGAGAAACAAUCGGCCACCAUUUCGGCGACCAUCACUGCAAUCUCUUCCAGUUCCGGAGACAGUGUCCUGAGCGGAGUCGGUGGUGGAGGCGCUGGUGGAGGGGGCAGUGGUUCAGCAGUCACCGGUGGAGCGUCCUUGGCAUCAUCGUCCCUAGGAGGAGAUUCUAUAGCCGCCUCACGGCCAAAAAGAACGCGUCGCGAGUAAUUCUCAUUGUUGUAUAUUACGUAUUGGAAAAUUUCUUAUUAAUCAUAUGUGCAAGCUAAGGUGGUUCGAUUUUUGUUGUGUGUCAGGCAACUUUCUAAUCCAGAGUAGUGUGAACUCUUUA